UAGCUGUGAAGCGACGGUGUAAACACAGCUUCAUUUACUAGUAGUAGUAGUAGUAGUAGUAGUACCUCUGAACAAAAAUCCUGGGGUGAGACCAAUUGGUGUGUGUGAGACAGUUAGAAGAAUUAUUGGAAAGGCGGUUCUUUCUGUGGUCAAGUCUGACGUGCUCUCGGCAACCGGAACCUUGCAGCUUUGUGCAGGACAGAUUGCUGGGUGUGAGGCUGCAAUACAUGCCAUGCAGUCAUUGUUUGAAGAUGACAAUACGGAAGCCAUACUACUUGUAGAUGCAACAAAUGCCUUUAAUAGCUUGAACCGUCAAUUGGCUCUAAAGAACAUCUCAAGCACUUGUCCAGCAAUUCAUACCGUAUUGCUCAACACAUAUCAACAGCCUUCACCCCUAUUCGUUGGUGGGGAAGUCUUGUUGUCGCGUGAGGGAACCACACAGGGAGAUCCUCUCGCGAUGGCAAUGUACGCCUUGGCCACAGUACCUCUGCUGAAAAAAGUACAAACAGAAGGCAGCACCCAAGUCUGGUAUGCCGAUGAUGCUGCAGCCGGAGGAAAGAUACAAGCAGUCAAACAAUGGUGGGAGAAACUCUCCAUACAUGGAGAAAAAUUUGGAUACUUUCCAAAUGCCAAGAAAUCCUGGUUGAUCGUCAAACCGAAUUGCCUUGAAGAAGCCAAACGUGUGUUCUCAAAAACGGCUGUGAACAUCACCUCUGAAGGUCGAAAGUAUUUAGGAGCUGCACUGGGAACUGAAAACUUCUGUAACGGCUAUCUCAGUGAUGCAAUCUUAGACUGGACACGUCAGAUUGACAAAUUGGCUUCCAUUGCCCAAAGUCAGCCACAAGCAGCUCAUUCCGCAUUAAGUCACGGUCUUCUGGGCAGGUGGAUUUUUACUGCGAGAACAAAUCAGAAUUUCAAAACUUUUGCUGGGCUUUUAGAAUCAUCAAUACAAUCUCAACUGAUUCCUACUAUAACUGGUCGUUCGGCCCCUGGAGAACUGGAAAGAAAACUCUUCUCCUUACCAGCCAGACUUGGUGGUCUGGGAAUCACAGAUCCAACUUCAUUGUCUUCUGAAUACUUAAACUCUCGAAAGAUGACUGCACCGCUUGUUGACUUCAUUUUGAAUCAGGAGAUCACUCUAGGAGAUGCCCCAGAUCAACAGGAUUCUCUCAAAAAGCAAAUUCGCAAGCACAAAGGGCUAGAAAUCAAAACUCUUGCUGAUAAUGUUCGAGAUAACCUCUCACACCAACAUAAAAGAAUGUUCGAGUUAGCAAAUGAAAAGGGGGCAUCAAACUGGCUCACAGUGCUGCCAUUGGAGGAUCACGGCUUCUCAUUACAUAAGUCUGCAUUCAGAGAUGCUCUAUGCCUCAGAUAUGGAUGGGUCCCCCCUCAUAUGAGUGAAUCUUGCCCUUGCGGUGGAAAAAUGUCAGUGGAGCAUGCUAUGUCCUGCCCCACGGGAGGCUUUCCAACUAUACGCCAUAAUGAAAUCCGAGAUAUGUUUUCUCAUCUGUUGUCUGAUGUCUGUCAUGAUGUGGAAACGGAGCCCACGUUGCAAUCACUAAGUGGAGAGACGUUCUCUUUACGUUCAAGCAGUCGAGAUGAUGAUGCAAGAUUAGACAUUUCGGCAAGAGGUUUUUGGGGAGGAAGAUUUGAGAAGACAUAUUUUGAUGUCCGGGUGUUUAACCCCAAUGCCACCUCGUACACAUGUUUUGAAGUUGCAUCAUGCUAUAGAAGACAGGAACAAGAGAAGAAAAGGAAAUAUGAAGAAAGACUGAGAAAAGUAGAAAAUGCUUCCUUUACACCUAUUAUCCUUUCUUGCACUGGUGGCAUGAGCAAGCUUACAACGUCAUUUACCAAAAAGCUGGCCUCAAUGAUAUCUGAGAAAAAGGACACUCCAUACGGUAGCGUGAUCAACUGGCUAAGAUGUCGACUCGGGUUCGCACUCCUAAGAGCUUCCAUAAUGUGCAUCAGGGGCAGCAGGUGCAAACGCUACGUCAGGCCGGAAAACAAUAUUCUCCUGGCUACGUCUGAGGGGCACCUGGCCUCCUCAGCUUAGUGACUUUACUGUACAUGACAUAGUAGUAGUAAAAGUUGUACUAUUGUAUAUGACAGUAAUUGUUUAGUAGUAGUAAUAGUUUAUUGCCAUUCGCUGUAGGUUGCCGUUUGUGUAUACGUAGUCUGCUAUUGUUUCAAAUACACCAUAUCUUCUCAG
This is a messenger RNA of Corticium candelabrum, 2212 nucleotides long. RefSeq lists its product as uncharacterized. The transcript has a single exon. Lineage: Eukaryota; Metazoa; Porifera; Homoscleromorpha; Homosclerophorida; Plakinidae. The coding region runs from base 233 to 2056 and encodes 607 amino acids. The record is from RefSeq and is a predicted model, not a curated record.